AUGUUGUCACACCGUGCCAGCAGCCCGGAAGUGCAGGAUCUCAACACCAGCCAUAUCAAGCAGUGGCGAUCGAUAAUUACUUUGAUUGUCUUUGUCCUGACGAACAUCAACGUCCUAUUUCCGUUCCAUAUACCUGUUUAUAUCCCCCGCGUACUGUGGACCGCGUUUCUCAAUGUCUUGAGCGCAUUGCGUAUUAUCCCUUUGCCCUGCCAUCCCACGCGGGUUCGAAAUGGCAAAGUUGGGGCUUUCGUGGUGUUCAGAUUCCCAAUGAACUUUUUUACGGCACCAUUGGUGGCUGAUCUGUUCCUACUCGCUAUCCUGGCUAUUGGCAAGAAGGAGGUACACGACGGCACCAUCGGAGCCCAUAACAUUGUACCGUACGACAUCAUGUUAUUUUUCCUCUCAUUGGCAUACAUUGCCAUCUCGGUCGACGCUUCCGGACUCAUUAGAUGGCUCGCAUUCAAAGUCCUACAGAAAGGAGGCAAAGUCGGCCAUCGGCUCUUCUUCUACCUCUACGCCUUCUUCUUUGGUCUCACCACUUUCAUUGGGAACGACCCAAUCAUUCUCUCGGGUACCGCCUUCCUCUCCUACAUGACGCGCGUAUCGAGCAACAUCAAGCAUCCCCGAGCUUGGAUACAUACCCAAUUCUCAGUAGCAAACAUUGCGUCUGCUAUUCUUGUGUCAUCAAAUCCAACAAAUUUGGUUUUAGCAGGAGCCUUUAAGAUCACUUUCAUCAAGUACACGGCGAAUGUUAUCGUACCUGUCCUUGCCACUGGGGUUGUCUUGUUUCCUUUCCUGCUCUACAUAAUAUUUCACGACGAAUCUCUGAUUCCAUCUUCCAUCAAGAUGGAGGAUCUCCCGGAGGAGCUCAAAAACAAGAAACCCAUCAACCCAAACAUUCCGUACGCGAAGAACGAGUUGGAUGAGCGCGAGAGCGAUCCAAACGGCAAUGACGAGCAAGAAAAACAACUAUCACUAGAGGAGAUUUUAAAUCCGUUCCUGGACAAGAAAGGCGCAAUGUUCGGUGCUGUCCUCAUGGCAGCUACGCUGAUCACGGUCCUUGCCAUUAACGCUGCUUCGCAGGGUACGCACGAGCGCCCGGUUUUCUGGGUCACAAUGCCCGCUGCUUUUGUAAUGUUCUGCUUCGAUCUCGGGAUGGGCUGGCUGAACCGGGAAGAGACACGGAAUAUAGCUCACGAGGGACGACGGAGAGUGGAGAACGUACAGGCAGAACGAGCAGAGGCGAGAAGGAAGUCGGUAGUGCAAGAAGAACUAGAUACGAGCGUAUCUUGUGAGUCGAACAAUUCAAUCGACGUACCAAAUGUCAAGUCGGAGUCGUCCACGACCGCGAUGCGCAGUGGAAAGCGUGGAGAGAACGACCAGGAGGUGGUGGAAAAGGAACAAACGCCGCGUGAGCCGGAGAAACUGGAGUCAAACUCAAAGACGGAGCCAACAACACUCGCAUCACUUAUCGCGGAUACUUACGCUUGGGCCCAAGCGACGUUUCCCACUACUAUGACUGUGUUCAACCACUUGCCUUUCACGCUGGUUCCGUUCGCUUUCUGCAUGUUUGUCAUGGUACAGGCCCUGGUCACGAAAGGCUGGGUUCCAGUUUUUGCACACGGCUGGGAUCACUGGGUAGAGAAGACCGGCACGAUCGGUGCGAUUGGCGGCAUGGGGUUCAUCUCCGUUAUCUUGUGCAAUUUCGCUGGCACAAAUAUCGGGACAACCAUUCUCCUAUCCAGAGUCAUCCAAGCGUGGCAGGAAAUCCACCGGCGAAACGGAACUGCCAUCUCUGACAGGACCUUCUGGGGAACGGUGUACAGCAUGGCUCUUGGAGUCAACUACGGGGCUUUCAGUCUUGCCUUCAGUGCAUCACUGGCCGGCAUGCUCUGGCGCGACAUCCUAGGGAGAAAGCAUAUACGCAUAGGUGGUCUCGAGUUUGCACGUGUCAACCUGCCAAUCAUCGCGAUAACCAUGGUCGUUGGCCUUACUGUUCUCACCGCACAGAUCUACAUCGUACGGGAUGGUUCUCCCUAUAAUGCAGUAUGA
Cucurbitaria berberidis CBS 394.84 is the source of this 2052-nucleotide messenger RNA. RefSeq lists its product as uncharacterized. The coding region runs from base 1 to 2052 and encodes 683 amino acids. The record is from RefSeq and is a predicted model, not a curated record. Gene Ontology annotation, cellular component: membrane. Gene Ontology annotation, biological process: transmembrane transport. Lineage: Eukaryota; Fungi; Ascomycota; Dothideomycetes; Pleosporales; Cucurbitariaceae. The transcript is spliced from 2 exons.